Molecule: messenger RNA, 2163 nt
Organism: Cylindrotheca closterium
Lineage: Eukaryota; Bacillariophyta; Bacillariophyceae; Bacillariales; Bacillariaceae
Source: the annotation of a GenBank genome assembly
AUGAGCGGAAUUGCUUUUGUACCGCUUCAAAUUCUUCUUGUAUUUAUUGAUAUCUUGCUGUCAAUUGUAACCCUCAAAUGGGUAGGUGUGAUCAGGAAGCUUCUUGCUAGCGAUCCGGUUAGAUCUGUCCCCUUGAAGGAUGACCCUUCCCAUCGAGUGCACGCAGAUUUUAAGGAAGCUCGUGUUUCUGUUCCCUCCAAUGGAGCUCGUACCAUGUACGACGUUGCCAACAAGGCGUUCUUGGAUCACUCCGACAAAAUCUGCAUGAGACAGCGCGAAUUCCUCGGCUGGAAAAGUCCAAAAGUCAAGGAGUUUUCCAGCAAGGUCCUUGAGUGGACAUUUGCCGAUGUUGAAAAGAAGGCUCAUAGCUUUGGAGCAGCUUUGAGAGCAAAUGGAUGCGUGCCAUCUGAACCAAGCACCAACCUUGACAAGGUCAAGAAACCGUGCCGUAUGGCUAUCUUCGAAAAUACUUGUCCAGAGUGGAUGAUGUCUUGUGUUGGUGCUUUUUCUCAGAGCGUUGGAGUUGUCACUGUCUACGCCACAUUGGGCAUUGAUAGCGUCAUUGAAGCAGUGGUUGAUAACAUUGUUCCUGUCAUAGUCUGUAACAAGACAAAUGUCAAUUUUUUGGCCGAAAAUGCGGCUCGGAUGCCCUCAUUGAAGGCAAUUGUUUACACCAACGACUUGAUUCCAAAGGACGACGAGACGGAGAUUCUAGAGGCACCUCGGGGUCUGAAGAUUUUUAGUUUUGAAGAUUUUAUCAGGACAGGAGAUGUAGUUCAGUACCCCGUGUCUCCUCCCGUUCCUGAAACGACUGCGGUAGUAAUGUAUACCUCGGGAAGUACAGGCAAACCAAAGGGCGUUGUCAUCACUCAUGCCAGCGUUACUGGAGGUGCGGCCGCCUCGGAAUUUGCGCUUGGUCUCACGCCUUCCCAUCGCUACCUUGGAUACCUUCCUCUAGCACACAUCAUGGAACUCAUGGUUGAAUUUGUUUGCCUUGGAAAUGGAACUUCGAUUAACUAUGCUGACCCUAAGAGUCUUACCCAAACUGGAUCCUACCCUAUUGGAGCCCUUGAACAAUAUGGCCCAACACAUAUGGUUGCUGUUCCUAAAAUUUGGGAUACCAUCAAGAAGGGGCUUCUUGCCAAAGUUGGGCAAUCCAGCCCUGUUGCUCAAGUCUUGGUCCACACCGCUAUCCAAUGGCGUACUUUUGCCAUCAAGUUAGGACUAGACACACCAUUGUUCAAUGCUCUUGUUUUCAAGAAGUUCAAGAAGGCUGUUGGUGGACACCUCGAAUGGGCACUUUCCGGGGGAGGUCCGCUUAACGGAGAAGUUCAAGAAUUUAUUCGCGUUGCCUUCAAUGUUCCGUUGAUCCAGGGAUAUGGUUUGACUGAAACCUGUGCUGGACUGUCCAUUGCCGAUACGGACGAUGGGCGCCCAGGAGUUGCAGGUGUGCCCAUUGCAACUGUUGAAGUCAAGCUUGAGUCUACCCCCGAUGUCUGUGACAGGGGCGGGCUACCAUACAUGUCUACUGAUCGGAAAGAUGUGGAGGGAAACCCUGUGUGGGGACGUGGGGAGAUUCUUGUCAAGGGAUCGAAUGUGACUUCUGGUUACUAUAUGAUGGCAGACAAAACAAAAGAAGUUUUCUCUGAUGACGGGUGGUUCGCAACAGGUGAUAUUGGACAAUUUCUCAGCGACGGGAGCAUUCGAAUUGUUGAUCGGAAGAAGAACUUAGUGAAGCUCAAAUCUGGAGAAUAUGUUGCUCUCGAGAAAAUGGAGAUGGUAUACGGAAACUCGUCAUUUGUUGACGCCAUCGCAGGAGGCAUUUGUUGCUAUGCCGAUGGGGACAUGGACCGCCCAGUUGCCCUGUUCCAACUUUCGGAGCCUGUCACCAUGAAGUGGGCAAAGGAAAAUGGUGUUUCUGGCGACUUUGAAACUGUCAAGAAUUCAAAGGACUUGUACAAUGCAAUUAUGGCGUCUUUCAUUGGAGAACAUGCAAAAAGCGACUUGAGUCAUAUUGAGAAGCUCAAGGCUGCCACAAUACUAACAGAUCCCUGGACUCCCGAGAAUGGAUGCUUGACUGCUGCCAACAAACUUCAGCGUCGCGUAGUCAUCGAUUCAUUCCCCAAGGAAUUUGAAACCGUGAAGAAGAAGGGCAUCUUUUAG